GCACUUCGCACCAACACCCUCGGCCGCCCACGACGACAAUCUUAUUACUACAAGUGUUAGCCACUUACCUAGCACCUAGUGGGCAGGCAUCCGGGCCACUACCGCGACCUAGGCAAUAGAUAGCCACCUGAAGUUUGGUUAUUAGUGCCCCGUGCGUCGGUCGACCCUGCUACUACUCGUAGUACUACUACUACUACCGCUGCUACUUCCUCACGGGUGCUCAUGGUCAUCAUCGCUGCUGCUACCACCACCACUGCAGUCAAACCCGCAUGAAGCUUGCAUCUCUUCGCUGCCACCAAGUCCUCGACUACUGACCCAGCCCCGGUUGCAGUGUGACCCAGCAUCGCAAUCCAGUCUCUUCUACCCGCAGGCGCCGCCAUCUGCUUGUGUUGCGUCCACCCUCCAGCUCUCACAGGCACGCCCACGACAACUGCGACCGCCCGGCAGACUGACUCGAAAGCUGACAGCUGCGGGCUGCCAUCCCACCCUCCAUUCUUGUCCAUCCUCCGAGUGCCGCGAUCCAAGACGACGCGAUCAGAUCCUCUUGUAUACCCGUCGAUUCAACCUAUUUGGGCUGUCGCAAACGCUCGAGAGUGUCAGCGCACCUCAUCCCGCCGCCGGCGUCGACACGCCCAACCUUCCUCCAACAGGAUCUCCAGUAACGCAAUGCGGCGUCCCUGAGGAGAUUUCCAACGUCGAACUGCGCCCGACACACCUGUUGUUUGUCUCGAGUUCACAGUCUGCGCUUGGUCUCACAGUCAUAUAGCUCAUUCUGGCCAUCUUUCGAUCGCAUGAUGGGCCCAUAAGCCUCGAAACAGGGGUGUCUUUCCUUUUCAUACAACAGCCAACUCCAAAACCAUGGACCCGGCUGCCUGUCGAGUAAUAUACAUUGAUGAGCGGUUCAAUGGGGAAACCUGGAUCUCGAGGGAAGGGUUGGCGGCGGAGUCGCCGCGAAAUCAGAGACGAGCUUCUCAAGUCGACUGCACCAGCCUGCCUCCGGAUUUACAGAGCAAUGUGAAUGCAUUUCUGACGGUGUUCAACCAAGUGUACGUGUGCAGCUCUGGGCGUGCGUUUUCUACCAAAUUGUCCGAACUUCAUGAACAAGCCAAACUAGACUGUACUCCGAUCCUGGCCUGCUUCGACGUCGGAUCCGAGUCAAAGCAUGACCAUCUAAAGUCUACUGCUCGGUUCUCACCGUCAGCCGACUCGCCUCUACCAUCGCCCAGCUUACUCCGAAGAGAAAUCACGUUCUCUUCCGAGUCUGACGAGUCAUACGGGCUGCAACUGCUUUCGCGUAUAGCCUCCGACCUGCAGGUCGAAGAAGGGGUCAAGUUGAUCAUCCCGGUUGCCAUUGUUCAGCCGAAGCGCAAGGACUCCCAUGAUCUGGCCCUGGAGCUCGUCCAACCCGGUGGCAGUUCCAGGGCUUCCUUCGGUUCAGAAGGUGAGGCCGUGGCGGUCAACGACUCGUCGGACAUCAUCGAUGUACAGUUGAUGCUGCAAUGUCUUGAUGCGGGAGCCCUCGAUGUGGUCAGGAGCCCACUGGACAAGGCCGGCAUCAUGGGACUGACGGUGCACGCCUAUCGUAUCUAUAAGGAUGCCAAGAAGGAGCAGGCGAGCUUCAUGGCGAUAACGCGGCGAACGCGCAAACAAUCGUGGGUUGGCGUUGAGGAGGAAAAGCCUUAUGCCUACCUGAGGGAGGCAAUGGUGAAGAAAUUACUCAAAGGCAUCUGUGACCCGCAACACGUCAUUGAAGAUUACCAACACCGGGACCUCUAUGUGCAGGAGUCGCGCAAGGACGUGAUCGCACAGGCGAUCGCCAGUUGGAGCUUUUGCGGACACGACUUCACCGAGGAUGAGCUGGUCUACGCUGGCUACUUUAUGCUGAAUCAUGCCUUGCAAAUGGAGGGCGUGGAACAAUGGCGCAUGAGCCCGGCUGAACUACUUCGCUUCAUGCAAGGCUGCCGCGUCGCGUACAACUCUUUCGUCCUAUACCACAACUUCAGGCACGCAGUGGAUGUUCUCCAGUCUGUGUUUCACUUUCUUGUGCGCAUCGGUACCCUCCCGCCAUAUCCCGCCGGGGCGGAGCCCUCCCCCUUUGCAGAUAAAAAGUCACCGAUCGCGAGUUUGCUCGGACCCUUCGAAGCGUUGACUCUCCUGAUCGCCGCCAUUGGACACGAUGUCGGCCACCCGGGAGUAAAUAAUAUGUUCUUGGUCAAGCUGAAUGCUCCCCUCGCGCAGCUAUACAAUGACCAAUCGGUUUUGGAGGCUUUCCACUGUGCUGCUUAUUCGCAGAUUCUGCGUCGUCACUGGCCUCCUGCCUUUCAGGAUAGGACUAUGCGCAAACUCAUGAUCAGUACCAUUCUGGCCACCGAUAUGGGAAUUCACUCCGAUUACAUGCAUCAUCUGGGACAUCUGCAGGAAAAGAUCCAUGAAACUCAGGUCACCGACGGCUGGGCGCCCAAGGAUAUAGAAUGGGCCCGAACAUUGGUCUGGGCACUGCUGAUCAAAUGCGCCGAUAUCAGCAAUGUGGCUCGUCCCUGGUCAGUCGCCGAGAGAUGGACGGUGUUGCUUCAGGAAGAGUUUGCGCAUCAAGGAGAAAUGGAACAGGCUGUUGGAAUGGAGACGGCACUCUUUGGUGGUCCUCCAGAAUUGGGCAACAUGCUCAAGCUGGCUAACGGCCAGAUCGGCUUCAUGACAAUAUUCGCCCAUCCCCUCUUUUCCAAUGUCGCCGACAUCGUCCCAGCUAUGAACUUCGCCGUUGAAGAAAUUCUGACCAACAAGGGCGUCUGGUUUACCCGGGCAGAACAUGAAAAGAGGCUACAAUCACUUCAGGAAGGCAGUAGGCAGGGCGAAGGCGGAUCCCUGUCUCCCCGGACACGCAGUCCUGUUCCUCGAAAGGGUGUGACAGAGCACGGAAGAGAUAAGCAUUGCGAUCUUCCGUCAUCACCCUUGCGUGGCAGGGCCGAUGUCACUGACGGCGUCCCAACUUUGACCGAAGCAAGGCGUGGGCGGAAGAGUGCACUUGCCACCCAGGACGGUUCCCAGUCAGCAUCGGCACCUGCUGUGCUAGAAACUGAUCAGCUCAACCAAGGCGUAUCGAACGAGGACAGUGAAGGGAUUUCGAGCAAUACUCCCAGAGUGUCUCCAGCAGGCGGCGAGCUGUCCCAGGAAGAAGUGCAGGCUCUCACGGACACGAGGAGGGACAAUGCGAUCUCUAUGCGUGCAGGAAGUGAGGCUGUGCCCACAGAGGCAUUGAAGGUGGAGAAGAGGGAGCUUUCGGAUGCCGAAGCUUGGUCCAAGUUCAAUUUUGCAACGUCCAACGCUGAUGAGCCUGUGCGGACCUAUGAUCCAUCACAGUCACAUCCCACCAAGCGUGCCAGUGCCAGGGCCAGCGCCCCGGCAGGCCAUCUGGAUCUGGGACGUACCCGGGAUGAUAUCGUGGAGGACCCAAAGCAACCUAAAUCAGCACAGAGCGAAAACACUACGAGCACAACCUUGCGCGGAGGUGCCGACGACAGUGUGUUGACAUCCAGCCGGAGUACAGAGGCGACGAGUUACACGUCUGAGAAGGAUGAAAGGCUCUCACAAAACCAGAGUGAUUCGCACGCCACGCACAGUCGUGCCACGAGUGCGCCUAUACAGCCAGAAACCACGCAGAUGAGUGCGGAUUUCCGUGUCGGCAGUAACAGUGCUGCCAGCGGCGAAAGCAGCAAACUGGAUGUACAUGCCACGAUACUCAGUAACGGCGAUGUCGACGACGGCCGUUCUAGAGACCGGAAGACCAUGAGUAAAGCCAUGGGCCGCAGGCGAAGCCGGCUCAAACUCGGGCUUGCCUUUUGGAAGAGAAAUCGGAGCGACAAAAGUGUUGGCGAAGACGAUCGCCCGGAGAGUCAAGGCAGCUGACGCUCAGGCAGCUUUCCACUUUCCAUGCACGCAUGGCAACUGAAUGAUGUCGACCACCAGAUGCGAGUUCGUUUCUCGCUCUUGCCGUGUGUGCAGUCAAUUGUGUAAUGAGUUAUCGUUAUGUGGUGGCAGGAGGACACUAUGCUUUGCUCCGGAGGCUGUUUAUUUCGUUUCGUUUGGGUCCAUACCAAAAUGCACGGAUGUCGGGCGGCUGUUUUAUGAUGUGGCGUUUGUUGGGCAUUAUCAUGUUACGCCUUGUGGCGUCGGAGUACGGCUGGGCGGCAAGAGCUUUUAAUCUUGCUCAAUUGCUGUGUUUGAGUUAUGACGAUGGGCAACUGUGCGAGUAAGGGUAUGCUGAUGGAAGUGGGUCACAGUGGAAAGGAAGGGCUACAAACUGGUUUGCGUUAGCCAGUGCUCCGGUGCUGGACAGUAGAGCAGGCUGGCAGACCUCCGGCUUGGGGCUGUAUGGGCACUUUCAGCAUGUGCUGGGUUUUCUCUGCUGUAUACGAACGAAUGUACGUCUUGACGAGUGCGAGAAGUGGGCAGACAAGGAUGGAAUUGGGCCACUGCACGCCGAACUUGAAGUGGUUCAGGUUGACUACAAGGGACGACAACAUGUCGGGGCCAUGCCCGUCAGGAGUCGGGACAACCGCGCUGAUGGAAUGGGGGCUGGUUACUAGGAAAUGGUCUUGUUCAGAGGUCUGCUCUGUGGACAGUUUUCAACAAGUCAAGUCCUUUGCUUACACUGUCGUCCGAGAAUUAUUUUCAUGUUCUUGUACUCUGUAUUAGUAGUAAUGUCCAAAGCGUGAACUUGGUCCAAGAUCGUCCGAGAAGACAAUCUCUAGGAGACUGGACGACCAAAACGGAAGCGUUUGGGGGAGUGUGGCCCUGGAUGAUGUUCAGCUAGAUCAGUUCCAUUCGUACCAGUUGGAGGAAUAAAAAUAAUCAUUAUUAUUUGAAUGUGUACGGAUAGUUUCC
Exophiala dermatitidis NIH/UT8656 is the source of this 4881-nucleotide messenger RNA. Its product is annotated as 3',5'-cyclic-nucleotide phosphodiesterase. Gene Ontology annotation, molecular function: 3',5'-cyclic-nucleotide phosphodiesterase activity. The transcript has 4 exons. The record is from RefSeq and is a predicted model, not a curated record. The coding region runs from base 859 to 3903 and encodes 1014 amino acids. NCBI's taxonomy places the organism in Eukaryota, Fungi, Ascomycota, Eurotiomycetes, Chaetothyriales, Herpotrichiellaceae. Gene Ontology annotation, biological process: signal transduction.